This is a messenger RNA of Olea europaea var. sylvestris, 1017 nucleotides long. RefSeq names its product patatin-like protein 3. The coding region runs from base 82 to 813 and encodes 243 amino acids. Gene Ontology annotation, molecular function: glycerophospholipase activity; monoacylglycerol lipase activity. Lineage: Eukaryota; Viridiplantae; Streptophyta; Magnoliopsida; Lamiales; Oleaceae. Gene Ontology annotation, biological process: lipid metabolic process. The transcript has 5 exons. The record is from RefSeq and is a predicted model, not a curated record.
AUCAAAGCUAGAAAAUUUCUUAACAGUGCUCUUGAAUCUUCUUUAGUUAGUUUCCAAACACAGCAUUUAUAUAUAAAUAUUAUGAAGAGGGCUUCAUCCUCAGUUCAGAUCCAACCCCCUACGUAUGGAAAUCUGAUCACAAUUCUGAGCAUUGAUGGGGGUGGUAUUAGAGGAAUUAUUCCUGCCACUAUCCUUGAAUAUCUUGAAUCUCAACUACAGGUGCUUGACGGCAAGGAUGCUAGACUUGCAGAUUAUUUUGACGUAAUUGCAGGAACGAGCACAGGAGGUCUAGUAACUGCCAUGUUAACCGCUCCUGACAAAAAUAACCGCCCCUUGUUUGCAGCUAAAGAUAUCAAACCCUUUUAUCUCGAGCACUCUUCAAGAAUUUUUCCUCAAAAGAAAGGCUUAUUGGGAUUUGUCGGAAAACUAUUGAAAUCUAUAGUCGGACCAAAGUAUGAUGGAGAGUACCUACACAAAGUUAUCAGCGAGAAACUAGGCGAGACUCGACUAGAUGAGACAUUAACUAAUGUUGUCAUUCCAACAUUUAACAUCGAAAAUUUGGAGGACAAUUUAAAUGGGACGGCCGCCUCAGUUGAUGGUGCAACAAAGGGAAACCUGAACAAACUGGUUGAAAUUGGCCAAAGCUUAUUGAUGAAACCAGUUUCAAGGGUCAACUUAGAUUCUGGUCUAUUUGAGCCAAUUGAAAACGGUGGAACAAAUGAGGAUGCUUUGAAAAAGUUUGCAAAAUUGCUUUCAGAAGAAAAAAGGUUUAGGGAAGCAAAGUCACCUUUCAGCAAGAAAACGUCCACCUAGCUAAAUUAUUCAACUUUGGGAUUAUUUAUCUUCGACAAUUAAUAUAUUGAUUAAUAAUUAUUAAGUUCGACAGAGAUUGUUGCAUCGUUGCUUGAAUUCUAAAAUAUCUAUUAAGUGGAUUGUAAUUUAAUUUAUUCUUUAUCCAUUAGAAAGUGUGUAUUUGGAUAAUCAUGUAAUAUUUAUCUUGUAAUAAUUAUAUAUACA